Drosophila elegans is the source of this 2802-nucleotide messenger RNA. It is a transcript of the gene nompB, whose product is annotated as intraflagellar transport protein 88 homolog. Gene Ontology annotation, molecular function: kinesin binding. Gene Ontology annotation, biological process: intraciliary transport; non-motile cilium assembly. Bases 113 to 2764 code for a protein of 883 amino acids. The record is from RefSeq and is a predicted model, not a curated record. NCBI's taxonomy places the organism in Eukaryota, Metazoa, Arthropoda, Insecta, Diptera, Drosophilidae. Gene Ontology annotation, cellular component: non-motile cilium; ciliary basal body; ciliary base. The transcript is spliced from 8 exons.
CUUGACCAAAACAAACGCCAACCCCCUGACAUUGGUUAUUAUUAAGACAAAACAAACAUAUUUUGAAUAAUCGGCCUUUGAUUUACUGCCGAAGAAUAUCAACUUAAUCAAAAUGAAUUCUAAAAGCGAUGUAAGUAAUAACCCACAAUUGUUGGAAGCUGGCUCUGAAACAGAAGCUAUUCCUCCUCCACCACCAACGGCGGCUGGCAGGCCAAGGCCGCCCACUUCUCAGCUCUUUUCGCGCGGCAAUCUGGUUAGUAGUCGAGCAGUAGGAGGCGAUAAGUCAGGUCUAGCUAGGCCAUCAACUGCAGUCCGGGCGGUAGGCUAUGCGGCCAAUAGCGGAUCUGCUGGCCAAAGGUUUGACCAGUUUUUCCUCGAAAAAGCCAAGCAACAAACUCUCUCGUCGACAAACGCUGUUGAUGCCGCCAAGGAAGUAAAUCCACAAAUCAAGUACAAGAAUCUGGAGAGUAAGAUCGUAAAGCUCUUAGAAUCAUCAAUUGUAUUGGCUUGGCAAAGCACUUCUGCUCGAUCGAGUGGUGAUGCAACCUCGGAGGUGAAGUCGGCAUUGGCCGAGGCGUUGAAUAAGGCAAAGGAAGCAUUCUCAUUGGAUCGAACCUUGCACCGAUUUCGUGACCAGCAGGGCGAGAAUGUUUAUCACAACUUCGACUUGACGUAUGCGGUGUUCUUUAAUCUCGCCGAGCAGUACGAACGUAAUGACUUGCAUAUCGAGGCCCUCAACACUUACAGCAUUAUGACCAAGAACAAGAUGUUUCCACACGUCAACCAGCUAAAAAUUAACAUGGGCAACAUCUACUACAACAUGGGAAUCUACCAGAAAGCCGUAAAAAUGUAUCGCAUGGCCCUCGAUUCGGUUCCGAAGAACUUGAGCCAGCUGCGGCUUAAGAUCCGUGAAAACAUUGGAGUCCUCUUCGUUCGCAUGGGCUCCUACUUAGAGGCCGCCUCCAGCUUUGAGUUUAUUAUGUCGGAGCGGGCGGACAUUAAGAGUGGCAUCCACCUCAUUCUGUGCUACUACGCAGUGGGCGACGUGGAGAAGAUUAAGUUGGCCUUUCGUAGCCUUUGCGAUGUCCAGGCCGGGGAAACGGAAACCGAUCUAGGUAGCGAGAGCAAUAUCAUCAAACUGCAGCAGCAGGCGGACCAGGUUGGACAAUCUGACGAUCCGGACAUGCACAAGUCCUCACAUCGCGUAGACAACGGUGGCGUGGAAGUGGCGGUGAUCGAUGCAGAGGGUGGAAACUCGUACGAAAAAGUACAGGAGUCCGUGAAGGUUUCCGCAAAGGCAAAACAGCGUUAUGUUCUCAGAGCCCUUAAGAAAGACGAGCUUGCCGUUUACACCAAUCAACGCCGUAAUGCGGAGAAGCGAUCCAUUACAAUGAUUGUGGAUCUGAUCUCUCCAUUAAUCGAAGAAAACUAUAAUGAUGGCUAUAAUUGGUGUAUUGAGAUCAUCAAGACGUCAAAUCUGGCCUGGUUGGCCAACGAACUUGAACUAAAUAAGGCUCUAGUUUACCUUAGGCAAAAUGACGUAAAUCAAGCGAUUGAAACGCUUCAAAUGUAUGACCGUAAAAGUGAAGGAUCCCUGACAGCCAGCGCUCUGACCAACCUCAGUUUCAUCUAUAUAAGUCUAGGCAACCUGGAAAUGGCCACGCACUGUCUUAACCAGCUUCAGGAAAUUGGAGCGCUGGAAAACAACGCAUUAGCUUUGAUCAAUGCCAGUAUAGUAGACAUGCGGAAGCAGAACCUCAAUUCAGCACGCGAACGUUUGGAGCGAGCUCUGCAGCUUCAGCCGACAAACUUUGAGGCCAACUACAACCUCGGCCUAGUGGCCUUGGCGCAGCAAGAUUUCGAUCUGGCCGAGGAGCGUUUCGAGCUUCUAAAGACCCAAUUGAUGACGCCCCAUUCUGUGCAGCACAGCCAUGUGUUCUAUCAGCUGGCCAAGUUGCAAGAGCGCCGCCUUGGAGGCGGAUUUAUGGCCACCGCUACACCGGGAGCGGCACUACAGGCGUAUCUCCAGGUGCUUGGCAUCUCUGCUGCCGACAUCGAUUCGCGGCUGUUCGAGAAAGUCGGGUCCCUAUACGAACAGAUACAGGACCAUCAGGAGGCCAACCAGUACUACAAUGAGGCGUACCGCAUAAACAUGAGCGACAUCAGCAUCGCCAGCUCCAUCGGCUCCUACUACAUUAAGCUCCAGGCCACGGAAAAGGCCCUGUACUACUACGAACGGGCUGUCCUAGCCGAUCCCAACGAUCCAAACCUAAUGUUGCGUAUUGCCAGUUGCUUCCGCAACUCGUACCUGCCGCCCAAGCAGUACCUGGGCAUGUUCCAAAAGAUCUACGCCCGUUUUCCGGACAACUUCACCUGCGUAAGAGCUUUGAUGCAAGUUACCAAGUCGUUGGGCUUGGGUGAUUUGCAUGAUAGGUACGCAGUGGACUACGCACGCCUGCAAAAGCAGCAGCAGGAGCGGCAGAACGAGCAGCGAUACCAGCAGCAUCGGCUCUCUUCGGCGUCCUCGUCCAGCAGCCGCUUGCGAACUAUCAGGCAAUCUAAUGAGGAACGGUUGCAAGAGAACAGCGAUAUCUCCAAAAGUAUGACCUAUACUCAGAGUACCGCCACUUAUUCCGUCCAGCAGUUUGAUCCUUUGGGACCUCCAACAGAACGUCCUCGCACUGGCAUAUAUCGAGCACAUCAGAGCAAAGACGAUUCAGAUGAUGAUACAGAAAUGAAUGCCGAAAGCUUGUUGCCCCUUUGAAUAAAUAUUUUUGUCAACAAUAGAGUAUAUCGUGUUGU